Molecule: messenger RNA, 3676 nt
Organism: Nothobranchius furzeri (turquoise killifish)
Lineage: Eukaryota; Metazoa; Chordata; Actinopteri; Cyprinodontiformes; Nothobranchiidae
Gene: stk16
Product: serine/threonine kinase 16
Biological process (GO): protein phosphorylation
Cellular component (GO): cytoplasm; Golgi apparatus
Molecular function (GO): protein serine/threonine kinase activity; ATP binding
Source: RefSeq, a predicted model, not a curated record
CUCUUGAGCCAUCAAAACAGAGUUAUUGUUUAUUACCGCUUGUGUUUGGGAAUCGGUUAAAAUUACAAAGAUACAAAAUUGAAAUUAAUGUUAAAGUCGGGGUUUUUUGUACCGCCCUUUUGAAAAUGUUGGGUUAAACAAUGCACCAGUCAACAUGGGACAGACCCUGUGUGUGUGCUCUCGUGGCUCCAUCACCAUUGACAGCAAAAAAUACUACUUUGUCCAGAAACUAGAUGAAGGCGGCUUCAGCUUUGUUGAUUUGGUUGAGGGGGCAAAGGAUGGGCACUUCUAUGCCCUGAAAAAGAUCUUAUGUCAUGAUCGCCAAGCUCGUCAGGAGGCACAGACAGAGGUGGAAAUGCAUCAGAUGUUUAAUCAUCCCAACAUCUUGAGCCUGGUUGCACACAGCUUUGUUGAAGGUGGAGGGAAAACUGAAGCCUGGUUACUUCUGCCUUACAUCAGAAAAGGAACCCUGUGGUCUGUUUUGGAGAAGCUAAGAGAGAAGGGGAGCUUAAUGCCUGAAAAACAGAUUUUAAAAAUCUUCCGUGGAAUCUGUUCCGGUUUGAAGGCCAUUCAUGAUAAAGGCUACGCCCACAGAGACCUGAAGCCCACUAAUGUGCUGCUGGACGAUGACGACCGGCCACUCCUGAUGGAUCUGGGCUCAAUGAACCGCGCAAGAAUUGAGGUCCGAGGAUCCAGAGAAGCCAUGACCGUCCAGGACUGGGCAGCCCAGCGGUGCACCAUCUCCUACAGGGCUCCUGAGCUCUUCAACGUAGAGAGCCACUGCAUUAUAGAUGAGCGCACUGAUAUCUGGUCGCUUGGCUGUGUACUGUACUGCAUGAUGAUGUUAGAGGGACCAUAUGACCUGAUCUUUCAGAAAGGGGACAGUGUUGCUCUGGCUGUCCAGAACCCGGUGACCAUCCCAGCGUCCUGCAGGUACUCAGAGGGCCUCCGCGUGCUGCUGAGCUCCAUAAUGGUCUCAAAUGCACAGGAGAGACCAAACGUUGUCUGGGUUCUUGACCAGGUUCAGGACCUGCUGAGUCACAGCCCAAACACUCAGACCAACAUGGUCUGACUUCUGCUACCGCACCACAUCUUGAGCUCUGGACUCUUUUAUCCACUUCAGUCAGCGUUUCCUAAUUUCACUUUAAAAUCUUAUUAUAUUUAAAUUGUUGUAAAAGCGUGGAUAUUUUAUCUUUUCAGCUUGAAAAAUCGCCCUUUUUUGUCUUUUGUUCCCGUUGAACCGAUUCAAAUGAAACGCCUUAAGUGAAAUUCAGCCUUAAAAGUAGAAAGUUUUAAUUUGUUAUCAAUGUUUUGAGAAAUUAAAACAAAAAUAUACACGGGUGUUCUGUUAGGCUAAGACGGAGGCAAUCGUGUUGAGCUAAAAUCACUCGUUUUGUUCUCUUUUGUUUAACUGGAAGAGAACAUACUCACUGGCUUUUCAAACGGCAAGCAAUGCAUUUUAUUAUUAAACCUGAUUAAAAUAUUAUUGAUCAAGUCACUUGCCAUGUUAUGUCUUUCUGGCUUUGCCUGUACAAAAAAACAAACCAGAAAGAUGGAACCUGUUCAAGGACGAGCUUUAGAAUAUUCUACUUUGUUUUUACAGGGAUGAAGGGAAGAUUUUAACGCUUUAGCUAAUGUUCUCAUUAAUAAAUGCUACAUUUUAGUACAUAUUACCUUGCGCUCCCUAAAAAAGGAGUACAGGUUAGUUUCUUUUAUGCUUGUUAGGGUUGGGCAUCGAGCAUCAAUUGGAACCGGUUCAAACUGUUAGUUUUUCCCGGAAUCGUUCAAAGUUUUUUUGUUCGAUUCCUAGAAUGCCGACGGAAGAGGAAUCCGUGGCCGAUCUCCCUGAAAAAUAAACGUGAUCUGCAAAUUGUGAUCAACGCUUUUCAGCUGAUCACGCCAGCUGUCUGUGUGCAGCACCGCGUCCCCCCCCCCACCCCCACCCGGCGCGCAGCGGCCAAAUCUAAACAAACACGUCUGCCAAAGUUUUACUCCGUGAUGUAAACUUUAACUCCUGCAGCGUAGAGGAAACUUGUUAAAAUACGUCAACACGGUGGAUUUAAUAGAAGCUUUAAAGAACAAACUCUGGACGGUGUGAGGUGAGUUUGUCUCACUGCAGAAAUACAAACACACACGGAGCGUCAGCAGUCAGACACAGCUACUCACCAACACUUGUGUGUGUGUGUGUGUGUGUGUGUGUGUGUGUGUGUGUGUGUGUGUGUGUGUGUGUGUGUGUGUGUGUGUGUGUGUGUGUGUGUGUGUGUGUGUGUGUGCAUGAGCAUCAGAAGGCUGAACAAUAACAUGUAGAAUAAUUAAAGUCAUCAUGCUAGAGAAGCUUCUGUGUGGUGGACCACACCAGCUUCUGCCACAAUAAAUAAUAAUAAUAAUAAAUCACACACAAAGUUGUGAACAUUUCAAUUGAGUUUUUUGAACAAUUUCUGUUGAGUUUUAAUGUUUAAACCUGUUAGAUUGUUACUGACAGCAGCUACAUUUAAGUUUCACUUCCUGUUCUUACUGAAUGCUGCUGCAGCAUGGAGGUGUAGUUCUCAGGCAUCCUGGACAUGAUCAUCCUGAGAGUUUUAGCUGAAAACAGCUGGACGUUUCUGGAUAUGUUGGAGACAUUUGGCCUCUCAUCCCAGAGGCUUCUUCCACACUUUGGUUGUGGUCAGAAUCAAACACACUGGUUGUGCUGAAAGUCUUUUUCUUUUUUUUCUCCAAAACAUGUUUUUGUCUAAAUGAAGGUGAUGUUAUCGUUCAUAGAAUUAAAAUUCAUGUUGAAGUUGAGAUUAUUUCAUCAAGUAGGACCUGUGGUUAGCUGGCUCAUGUUAAACAUGUAACGUCUUGAAAGAAUCGGAAUCGGGAAUCGAUAGGAACCGGAAUCGAAACGAGGAAUCGGAAUCGUUCAAAAUCAAACGAUACCCAACCCUAAUACUUGUACUCCUUUUUUCACCUCGAUUCCUCAUUUUUGUGCAUCUUCCAGCUUGUCCCAGUGUUUCUGCUCAGACUGGAGUCACAGUAAGAUUUUGUUGAACACAAAGUAUUUUCCUCCACAACAAAAAAAUAAAGACUAAUGUAAUUAUUGCACAGCUAAAGAAUGUUAGAUGGUAUUUUAAUGAAAGGGUAACAUUUUUACUUCUGUUUUUAUUGUGUUUUUGAGCAGUUCAGUGUUACUGUAUAACCCAUUCCAACUAUUCAAAUUUAAUGGUUUUAUGUUGUGUGAGUAUUUCACACUUUUGUUUUCUCAGGGCACAGUUACAUCUCAAACGGUCUCUUAGCAGACGUUAGUGGUACUUUUAAGACUAAUGUUUUGGGCAUUUAAGUUUAAAGCUUCUGUGAUGCGGUGCAGUUGGACCAUGUGGUGGCUGAACUCAGCCUGGAUCGUUGAAAAGCAGACUAAAGAGUUUAAAUAUUUUUAGAUGCAACGUUUGGAGAGGACCAGUGGAUAUAAAGUCUUGUGCUUUUGUAAAUGCUAAAGUAAAACUGGUUUACUGCGGCUGGUGAGAAGAACUAUUGUAAAGUUACUGAUAUUGAUAUGAGUUUGCUGAUGAAGACUGACUAUUAUGUUUAAACCUUUAUCUGUUUGAUGCACAGUAAUUGGUGUAUAAAGAAAAAUGUAGCAGUCUUGUACUGUAUACUUUUUAAUAAUUGUGAAAUAAAAUCGCUUCAAAUAUUUAAA